Gongylonema pulchrum is the source of this 375-nucleotide messenger RNA. The record is from the annotation of a GenBank genome assembly. NCBI's taxonomy places the organism in Eukaryota, Metazoa, Nematoda, Chromadorea, Rhabditida, Gongylonematidae.
AUGCCAUUUGCAGAUGUGGAUGAAGCAAUUCGAGCAAUUCAGGCCGACCCAAGCAACCUGGAAGCAGCACGUGCUUUGUUGGCCAACUUGAGUCCAACAGCAGCUGCAUCUGUGCUGCAGCUUGUCAGUAAAAGCGGUGUGCUGCCACCGCCCAUGAUGUCGGCACUUUCAACAUUCACAAAUCCAUCGUCAUCAACAUCAUCAUCAUCGCAAUCGCAUCCACGAGUCCAGAAUCAGCUGAGUGAAUUACUAGGACAACUUGCUUCAAUGGAUCCAAAAGGUAGUGUACUGUUCAGACCGAAAUACUAUGUAAAAUCAUCAUCAUCAUCAUAUGAGCAGCAACAACAGAACAACAGGUUUUACUGUGGGCUAUGA